UGAGAUUUUGUGAAGGACAAAGCUACAAGAGGAUAUUUGAAGAAGAAAAACAAUAUUCCACCGCAAAAAAGAUGCAUUGAAAAACGAAAAGAUUCUCUGUUUCUUUAACCUUCUUAUCUCCCCCUUGCCAUCAAACCCACCAUCCCUGCAAUUUCAUUCAUAUCAUCUGAAAGAGUCGAAGGAACAAUGGAAAAGAUCCUGCUAACAUUCAACAGACUCAAGUUUCUAUAUUUUCUCCUUUUUAUCACCUCUAAUGCCCUACACACUCCCACGCUCCACUGUGGUAACAUUCAGCUUCAAAGGCCUUUCUUGGCUCAAAAUUCCACAGUGCCCUUCCCUUUGAACCGCAUGAUCAGAUGCAAAUCUCAGAAGCUAUACUUCAGAACCUCUCUGGGUCUUUUCCCCAUCUCUUCUAUUGAUUACACAAGUAAGACACUAACAGUGUCUCACACUAGUUGUUCUCCUCCAUCACAGUUUGUGUCCCCAUCACUCCUUUCAGCUGGUUUCCCUUCUCCUCCUCACCCCAACUCACUUCUUCUCUUCAACUGCUCACGCACAAGUCAUCCCGCUGCAUCGUUUAUCCGCAACUGCACUCGGUUACACAUGUGUAGAGCUGCUUCUGAAGUGCCUUAUUCAUGUCUAGUAAUCAAAGAUAUUGGAAAGCUUGGCCCUGAUUUUCAUCCCAAAGAUUUGAGUUGCACAAGUUACAAGAGGGUUUAUAAAAGGACUUUGAACGAGGAAGACUUUGAAGGAGUUGAGUUGGGGACGAGGAUUUCGUUCGACAUUCCCGACCAUGUACCGGAUAUCUGCAAUGAAUGUAAAAAGCCUAAUGGCAGCUGUGGUGUUGGGUUGAAGUGCAUUUGUCAUGCACAAGAGUGCAAAGAUAAGGUCCUUUCAGUUACCGGAUCACUUGACACUGGUAUUAGUUCUUGCUCCUUUUAUUUUCCAUCAUUGUUCAGAUGAAUUCAUGGAUGAUUUGAGCAGCUCUAGAGCUCGAAACAACCAGAACAAAGACUUUUUUUUGGAUCUCUUCCUCAUGGUUGUUAGAUACUUAUUUUGUACGUGAUUGCUUGUAUGUUUCUUGUCCUAUCU
Messenger RNA from Hibiscus syriacus, 1092 nucleotides. RefSeq lists its product as uncharacterized. The transcript is spliced from 2 exons. The record is from RefSeq and is a predicted model, not a curated record. Lineage: Eukaryota; Viridiplantae; Streptophyta; Magnoliopsida; Malvales; Malvaceae. The coding region runs from base 187 to 963 and encodes 258 amino acids.